Drosophila melanogaster (fruit fly) is the source of this 2128-nucleotide messenger RNA. It is a transcript of the gene spz, whose product is annotated as spatzle. NCBI's taxonomy places the organism in Eukaryota, Metazoa, Arthropoda, Insecta, Diptera, Drosophilidae. The transcript has 6 exons. Bases 862 to 1842 code for a protein of 326 amino acids. Gene Ontology annotation, cellular component: extracellular region. The record is from RefSeq and is marked reviewed.
UCAGUUGCCUCCCAGACGUGCGCUCUCGCUGUCGUGUGUUCUCGAUCGCGAGAAAUCCAAAUCGAAAUCGCAGUCGAAAUCGAACUUGGUUAAUGCUUAACACUCUGCAUGCCCGGGAGAUAUGGUGAAACUCUCGAUCUGACCGGAAAAUCCCAGCGCGCGUCGCUAUAAACACUUAAGAUCGGUGGCAGAUGGUAUCGGGCUUGAGGUCCAUAAAAGCGCAUUCAUCUCGAGCUUUUCGUGUCACUCAAAGACGGCGCACAGAGCCGAAAAGUUGAAGACUCACAUAUCCUGCGAUCAGCUACUUGGAUAGCCCAUUGCCCAGUUGCAAGCCAAAUCGGUUAUAAACGAUAUCAAUAUCGCGGCAUUUCAUCAGAGCAACCAAAUCGAACCGAUCCGAAAACGGUUCCACUAAAGCGGCGAGAGCGAAACUAAAGUGAAAAGCAAACCGACUAAUUGAAGUGUCUGUCUGUGUGUCUCGCAAACGUGCAAAGGAAACAAACAAAACGGAAUAGCCAACAUAUCACACAGAGCCACCGCACAAAAUAUUUAUAAAUAAAUAAGAGGCAACAGUAACACCAGCUACCAGUAUAAAGGCCCGGCAUUAACAUUUAGUCGUGCCAGUUUGUUUAUUUUUUAUAUACGCAAAGCCCAUAAAAAGAAAAAAACGCACAGAUCACUAAAAAACAACAGCAGCCGGCGCUAUAAUAACAAAGUUGUAGAAAUAAGAAAAUUGGUAUAAGACGCCACCGAUCCGCCAAUCACCUGCUAUAUACUAUUACUAAUCCCCGACGCAGACGUUCGCCGUCCGCAGAAUCUAUAUAUAUUUAUAAAUCCAAUUGAUUAAGCCCGAGAUCGAGCAUGAUGACGCCCAUGUGGAUAUCGCUGUUCAAAGUCCUGCUGCUGCUGUUCGCCUUCUUUGCCACGUACGAGGCCAAGGAGUAUGAACGUAUCAUCAAAGAGCUUUUUACAAUAACCAAUGAUGAGGGAGUUGUCCUCUUUAAUACGUCCGCGGACAGUGCACCCUUCAUGCCCAUACCCACCCAGCACGACGAUCCGACCCAGAAACAGAAACAGAAUCAGAAUCAAUCUCCGAUACCCGAAACGAACCGCCAUUACCAUCAGUAUCACAGCCUGAUCCAACCAGAUCAGUACUUCAAAGUGCAGCGCUCCCCGAAUGGAAAGCUGAAUCUGGUCUUUAACGAUACGUUCGUAUCUUUGCAGAGGACGGACACGGAGGUGCAAUCCGAACAGCCGAUACCCCCCCGACAUCCAUCGGAUACCUUUGUCUUCCCCGAUUCCCCCAUAGCCAAGUAUCGGCCACCACAAUCCCCAGCUCGUCCUUUGAGGAAUGACACUAAAGAGCACAAUCCCUGCGCCAAGGAUGAAAGCCAACACCUUAGAAACUUCUGCACGAAUGUGGACGACUAUCCGGACCUUUCAGGCCUCACACAUAAGCUAAAAAACAACUUUGCCAAGUUCUUUAGCAACGAUCUUCAGCCCACGGAUGUGAGCUCUCGCGUUGGUGGCUCAGACGAGCGAUUCCUUUGCAGGAGCAUCAGGAAGCUGGUGUACCCAAAAAAGGGCUUGAGGGCGGACGACACCUGGCAGUUAAUUGUCAAUAACGAUGAGUACAAACAGGCCAUCCAGAUCGAAGAGUGCGAAGGAGCGGAUCAACCCUGUGACUUCGCCGCCAACUUUCCGCAGAGCUAUAAUCCAAUCUGCAAGCAGCACUACACACAGCAGACCCUGGCCAGCAUCAAAAGUGAUGGCGAACUGGACGUGGUGCAGAAUUCCUUCAAGAUCCCUUCCUGCUGCAAGUGCGCGUUGAAGACUGGGUGAUUCUGGAAAAUGGGAUUCUCCAGUCGAUGGCUGCGACAAUGUGAUAUUGAGCAAGAAGUUUCACCCACCACAGAAUGGCAGGCCAAACUGAUCAGUGGUCAUUGAUUUAUUCUAUAAUCUGCUGAAUCCACACAUAGACCAAUGUGCAUAUUAAUUUAGAGCUUUAAGUCGAGUCAUUUUAACCAUAUUCGUGUCAUAUAUUCAUUUUUGACUUCCACGUCUAAUGCCUAAGCUAGAAAUGCAAGUAAUUAGUCCUAGAAUAAAAACAAAACAAAACACAAAACAC